Blumeria graminis f. sp. triticale is the source of this 3543-nucleotide messenger RNA. Lineage: Eukaryota; Fungi; Ascomycota; Leotiomycetes; Helotiales; Erysiphaceae. The record is from the annotation of a GenBank genome assembly.
AUGGAGUUUCGCAGAAUCCAAAGAGGUUUGGUAGAUCACCAAGGCGAUAGAGCAUUGCGCAACCGCCUCGUAGUGGCAUGCUCUGGGAUUACAGAACUUGAGUUCGCCCUAUAUCGACCUGCAGAGACUUUCGAAGGUGUCUUAAACAACAUGUACGGUGCUCUAGAUCAGAAAUCUCUGUCAAACCCAUCGUCUCAAUAUCACCAACAAGUGAACUACCCUGACCAUAAAAAUUCAAAUGGCAUCCACAUGGCUGACCGCCACUAUAACACCGCACUAGACUUCGGCAGGCAAAGAGGCAAAAAUAGAGAAGAAAGGCAGAAAGUAUUUGUCCGAAUUAAGCAACAGUACCCUAUGAAGCCAGACACAGAGAUUAGGCAAUUCGUAAUCGAAGUUGAAGGAGAACGGCCGGAAGAUAGCCUUGACAUAUUUUUGACGGAUUUUGAAUCCCAUUUAGAGACCGGGCCAGAUCACGACUCUGAUGACAAAAUUCUUCAAUCCGGAAACCUUGUUGAAGAAAUUGGUGGUGAGAACGCUGUAGCCUAUUUGAUUGACCAAGCUAUUUUACACUCAUUUACGGCGCCUAGAUUAAAUAUCUUAGAUCAACCAAAAAUACAAAUAAUUCUAGCAAAUUCCGAGAUAUCUGAUUUAUCUGUUUCCAAUGCCACCGUUUUUGAUUUACAAAAAAUUCCUAGUAACGAAAUCAAAUCUUUUGAAUCAACCUAUGCUUUAGGAAACUUAACCACGGACAGAUACAAUGACUGUGUUUUUCACGGAUUACUUGUUGACACUGGCGCUGCAGGGAGGUCUACAGUUGGACUUGGCCAAUUUAGAGGACUCCAACAACUUUGUGGUGAUCUAAAGCUCGACAGGACACAAGCUGGCAAAGUCAACAUAUCUGGAAUCGGUGCAGGCAUAUUCUCAUCGAUCGGCGCAGUUGUCCUUAAUACACCUAUUUGCCAGAUUUCAUUUCAUCUUUUACCUUGUAAUAUUCCUUUUCUUCUUGGGCUAAGCGACAUGAAACGUUUUGGAGCAACGCCGGAUGUUGUAAAUAACAAGAUGCUUAAGCAUGGAAAGACUGUUGCGCAUCUCUUUGAAAAGUACGGCCAUCUUUGGAUGACUUUGGGAUACUUCGAAACUCUCUUUGUAUACGAGAACAAUGAACCUCCAAUGUGUCUACUAACCGAGCAGGAGUUACGAACCAUUCAUUGUCGAUGGGGACACCCCUCCGCUACAAGGAUGUGGAAAGUACUACAAAGAGCAGGUCACAAUGCCGAAUUUCAAACAAUCCAUUGCCUAACCAAGUUUUGUCGAGAUUGUCAAUUAGACGCAAACAGGCCCCUCCGAUUUAAAUUUGCGCUAAGAAAAGACAACAAAUUCAAUCAUACAAUGUAUGUUGACAUCAUCUACUUGGAGGAUGGUCCGUGUAUGCAUGUAAUUGAUGCUGCUACCGCUUUUACAGCAGCUGAAUGGCUCACAGGAACCAAUAAAGAAGCAGCUGAGGAAGCUUGGAACGCUAUUCGGCGAUGCUGGAUAGAUGUUUACAUUGGACCGCCAGAGCAUAUUAUUCAUGAUGCUGGAAAGAAUUUUGCGUCUUCAGGAUUCCGAAGAAACCCAUUAGAAUCAAAAAUUGAGAUUACAGAAGUCCCAAUUGAAGCACACAACUCUGUUGGCAAGAUUGGAAGAGCACACAAGCCACUUUGUCGCGCUUAUACCAUUUUCAAAACGCAGUUCUCAGGGCAGGGUCUUAGUUGCCAUACAAUUUUAAAAAUGGCAGUCAAGGCUUGUAACAAUACAGCUGGGCCAGACGGGCUCAUACCUACUCUUUGUGCACUUGGAGCCUACCCCCGACUAACCUGGAAUGACCCACCAUCACCAGCCGCAAUUCAAAAAGCAGAGAGCCUAAGACUAGCCAUGAAAGAACUCCGCAGAUAUAAGGCAAGUCAGUUGGUAGAUCAAGCUGCUCACAUGAGAAAUGGCCCGAAUAAUGCGCAUCUUGAAGAAGUUCCUAUAGGUGGUCUUGUGAGAGUUUGGCGUGAAGCCAAGAAUAAGAGAGGAGAAUGGACAGGUCCUUGGAUGUUGAUUGAUAAGAAUCAGGAGAUAGUUACUGUUCGCAUAAAUGAAGAAAACGUCAAUUUCCGUUCCACAGUAGUUUCUAAAUGGUAUGAUGAAAGCAGUUGCAUCCAGAAUAAUCAGAAUCCUAAUACGCCGAGCAUCAAUAAUUCUGAACCCCAACAGGUCGCACGGGGAACACAAUCCACGGUACUUCCACUUCGUAGAAGUAGCCGGAAAGGAAGAUUCGAAGGCAGACAUCAGUUUAACUCGAGUGUAAAUGACAAUCUCAAGAAGUCCCACAUAUUCCUUUCACUUCAGGAAGAAGAAGAGAUCCGUUUAUCAGCCUAUUUUCGCGCUAAAGGAUUAAUUACCUCCCCUGGUGAACCAUUUGAAGAAUCGACGAAGAAAGAAAUAAAAGGUCUUCUUGAUCAAGGCGUCUUUGAAUUUCAACCUUGGAAUAAGAGUUUGGUGGGAAGUCGGAUAUUUAAGUCAAGAAUUGUUAAGGUUGUUAAAGGAAAAGACACUCUGGCACCAUACAAAAAGUCAAGACUGUUUGUGCAAGCCUUUAACGACCCAGACAAGGAGAUGUUAUUGAUGCAUUUACCAACAGUACAGCGAGCAAGUGUUAGGUCACUACUUUCAAUUACUCCUUUUAUGAUUAAGCACAACGGAUUUAAGUUGAUACUGCGAGACAUUCAACAGGCAUACAUACAAUCUAAGACACCACUGUUAAGGGAACUCUUCUGCUGGCCAUCUCCGGAAAUCAUCAAGACAAUGAAUCUGCAAGAGAAAACUGUGAUGAAGAUCCUAAAACCUCUGUAUGGAAUUUCAGAAAGUGGUAAUCACUGGUUUGGGACCUGGACUAAGCAUCUAAGAGAGAUGCUUAGUAUGAAACCUUCUUGUUAUGACCCAUGUUUACUCAUAACUACCAACAGACCCUCGAUCUUCGGUGCCACAGCCCUACAGGUUGACGACACACUCUACUUGGGAACUGAUAAAUUUGUCACUCUUGAAGAUGCUAAGCUCAAAGAAUCCAACAUUAAAGCUAAGCCAAUUGACACUCUUAGCGAAGAUAAUCUGCUUUAUUUCAAUGGUCUUACAAUCUUGAUCAAAGACGGAGCCCUAUACGUACAGUCUCGUGGACAAGGGAAAAAGAUCACGCUUAUUGAUCCCAAAGAUCCCAAUUGUUUUGCAAAAUAUAGAAAAAUGCAAUCACUUGGUGCAUGGAUUGCCUCAAACUGCCAGCCACUUGUUUCUUUCUUACUGUCAAGAGUCGCACAGCAUCAGAAUCCGGGAAUAGAAGAGGUAAAGGAACUGUGUGUUGCCCUCCAAAUCCAACAAGAAAACCCAGAUUCAGGGUUGAGAUAUGUUGACCUAAAAAUGACGAACGGCCUCGGGCUCUACGCUUGGGUAGAUGAUUCUCUUGCCAAUAACAAGGACUUGACAUCACAGAUCGGAUUUGUUAUAGCAAUUGGCAACGAAAUUUGA